Molecule: messenger RNA, 2342 nt
Organism: Trifolium pratense (red clover)
Lineage: Eukaryota; Viridiplantae; Streptophyta; Magnoliopsida; Fabales; Fabaceae
Product: protein CfxQ
Exons: 6
Coding region: 307-1746 (479 amino acids)
Molecular function (GO): ATP hydrolysis activity; ATP binding; protein binding
Source: RefSeq, a predicted model, not a curated record
ACACACUCUUUACUUUAAUUUCUUAGUUUAUGUUUUUUAAUUAUAUUUAAUUUAGGAAAUAAUAACUAUAGUUGUCUGCGGCAGAAAAGAAAAGAGAGAGAGAAGAAGCGAAGCAAGGAGAAAGGAAGAUUGGAUUUUGAGGACGCGUAUGAGUAGGAAUCGGAAAUUGCUAUAUGCCAUCAAACACUCAUAACGCAAAUUUAGCACAAAAUAUUCAUAACUAUAUAAAACAAAAUCACACUCUUUUUCUCUCUCUUCUUUCUCUUUCUUCUUCUUCUUCUUUGAGGAAUUUCAUUUCAUUCAACAAUGAACAGGUCUCAGGAUCAAAGGUCAAGACCUACAAAACCAGCUACAAUUCAUACCUUUGCUUUAUCAGGUGACCUUAUUGGUCUUCAGAAGCUACUUCGUGAUAACCCUUCUCUUCUCAAUGAUAAAAACCCUGUUAUGGCACACACACCGCUUCAUGUUUCUGCGGGUAACAAUAGGACUGAUAUAGUUAAAUUUCUUCUUGAGUUGCAAGGACCAGAGAAGAUUGAGAUAGAGGCCAAGAAUAUGUAUGGAGAAACUCCAUUGCACAUGGCAGCAAAGAACGGCUGUAGUGAAGCCGCACAGUUACUUCUUGCGCAUGGCGCUUCUGUUGAAGCAAGAGCAAAUAACGGUAUGACACCUUUACACCUAGCAGUUUGGCACUCAUUAAGAGCAGAAGAAUUUUUAGCUGUGAAAACAUUACUUGAACAUAAUGCAGAUUGCAGCGCUAAGGACAAUGAGGGAAUGACGCCUUUAAAUCAUCUUUCGCAAGGCCCUGGAAAUGACAAACUUAGGGAACUAUUAAACUGGCAUCUUGAAGAGCAGAGAAAGAAGCGAGCUAUUGAAACGUGCAGUGAAACCAAAGCUAAAAUGGAUGAACUUGAAAAGGAACUUUCAAAUAUUGUAGGUCUUAACGAUCUAAAAGUACAACUACGCAAGUGGGCGAAAGGCAUGCUUUUGGAUGAGAGGCGUAGAGCUCUUGGUCUGCAUGUUGGCACAAGACGACCACCUCAUAUGGCCUUUCUUGGAAAUCCUGGAACAGGUAAAACUAUGGUAGCACGGAUCCUUGGAAGAUUACUUCAUAUGGUGGGAAUUCUACCUACUGAUAAAGUCACAGAAGUACAACGAACAGAUUUAGUUGGCGAGUUUGUCGGUCAUACCGGUCCAAAAACGAGAAGGAAGAUCCAAGAAGCAGAAGGGGGAAUUCUUUUUGUCGACGAAGCUUAUAGACUAAUACCAAUGCAGAAGGCAGAUGAUAAAGACUAUGGUUUGGAAGCCUUGGAGGAGAUUAUGUCUGUCAUGGACAGUGGAAAAAUUGUAGUAAUAUUUGCAGGGUACAGCGAACCGAUGAAACGAGUAAUUGCUUCUAACGAAGGUUUUUGCAGACGGGUGACCAAGUUUUUUCAUUUUAUCGAUUUCAGUUCAAAGGAACUAGCAACAAUCCUUCACAUCAAGAUGAACAAUUUAGCCGAAAGUAGUUUGUUAUAUGGAUUUAAGUUGCAUUCCAAUUGUAGUAUAGAAACUAUAUCAGCAUUGAUAGGAAGGGAAACAACCGAAAAACAGCGCAAAGAAUCAAAUGGAGGUUUGGUAGAUACGAUGUUGAUAAAUGCAAGAGAAAGUUUGGACCUAAGACUUAGUUUUGACUGUAUAGAUACAGAAGAACUUCUUACCAUUACUUUGGAAGAUUUAGAAGCAGGUCUUGGCCUAUUAUCACAGUAACCAUUCUUUGGAAAUUAGAUAUUUUGGAUUUUUACGGAAUUUGGAUUGUGACACAAUCCCGUGCAGUCAUUGCAGUCAGCCAUGUUGGUAGUCGUUGGAUCAAGAUCAGACUGUUCAUAUUUCAAUGCAGAUUUUUUUUUUUUUUUUAAACUAAAAUACCAAGCUUAAUAUCUGAACUGUUCAAUCUUGAUCCAACGGUCGCUGAUGUGACUUAUUGCGUGACUUUACAUGAUUGUGACUGCACACAGCCCAAAUCCAUUUUGGAGUUUACCUCAAUAUUCACCAUUGGAUAUAUUGCAAGUUUUGCAACUACACAAUAAAGAGCUUAUUUCAAGUUUGCAGCUGCAAAAUGAGGAGUUUGUAUCAUGAAUGAGUUUUCUACAAUAGGUGGAUUCUUCUUUCAUUGUAUUCUUUAUAUGUUAUUCAUUUUUAUAGGGCAGUAAUAAUUCUCUCUUUUAGUUUGUGGCUGUCCUAAAUUAUUUCAGUUAGGUAUUUCACAUUUAUGGCUUGUUAAGUACUUUUUAUUUAUUUUUAAACUCAUGUAUGAUAUUGGAUGACUAUUAGACAAUUUAUUGAAUGAAAAUAGUUUAUAAGUA